UUUAUCUUUAGAAAUGAUCUGUAGAUACUCUGAAAGGGAUAGGUACAUGGCCCUCUAGACACUUGAAAAGAAACAGUUCUUGUACACUAGUGACAGAUUGCUUGAAGACCUUAUUUAAGAAUAUUUCCUUUGUUAAUCUUUCUCUAAUUUACAGGAGUCGCAGCCAUGUUCUUCCUGCUAUGGGUUCUGAUAUCAGAGGUGAGUAUGUCUCCUGCCAACCUGUCUGUGCCCAUGGUCUCAGAUGCAGGCUGGUUGAAGAGACAGGGCUUUCCUGUGAUCUGGAACAUGCCCACUAAACGCUGCCAGCAUCGCUUUGGGGUUUCCCUGCCUGUGGAGCGAUAUGGUAUUACACACAACCCUAAAACACGUUUCUGGGGUCCGGAGAUCAGCCUCUUCUACAAGCAGCGCUUCGGCCUCUACCCUUACCUCACACACUCGGGGUCAGCCGUGAAUGGAGGCAUCCCUCAGCUUGCUGAUCUCAAGGCUCAUCUUUCGCUGACUGAAGGGAAGUUAGAGGCAGUGCUUGCCCAGGACUUCUCUGGAUUGGCUGUACUGGACUGGGAGGAGUGGCAUCCUCUGUGGAGCAGGAACUUUGGCGCUAAAACAGCCUACCGGAAGCUCUCCAAGAGGCUGGUGACGUGGAACCACCCAGAGCUGAUGCCGCCGGAAGUGAGGUCUCUCGCCAAGAGAGAGUUUGAGCAAGCCGGACGGGCCCUCAUGCUGAAGACACUGCAGCUCGCCAUGAGCCUGCGCCCUGCUGGAUCCUGGGGAUUCUAUGGCUUCCCGGCGUGCCAUAACACUAACCCAGGAGGACGGACUGGCUACACCGGGGAGUGCCACAGAGGCACCGCACAGCUUAAUGACCAGCUGGCAUGGCUGUGGCGGCAAAGCAGUGCCCUCUACCCCAGCGUGUACGUGCCAUGGAAACUGGCACAGCGUGGACACAUUCAGCUCAUGGUCCGACACCACAUACUUGAGGCCCUCAGAGUCGUAACCCAGCAUGCAACAGACUUGAUGCCCACUCCUGUAAUACCCUAUGCAAGAGUAGCCUUCACACACACACUGCACUUCCUUAAUAAGACAUAUUUGGAGAACACGCUGGGAGAAAGUGCAGCCUUGGGAGUAGAUGGGAUGAUACUCUGGGGUGAACUUAAGUUUGCAAAGAAUAAGCAUCAGUGUCUGAAGCUGAAGGACUACAUUGAGAGUGUGCUGGGUGAGUAUGUGGUUCAGCUGCGUCAUGGAGUGCAUCACUGUGGCCAGGUUGUGUGUGGGGGUCACGGACGCUGCACCAGACGAAAGCCCCACUCAGGUCACAUGAUCCCCCUCGGCAACAAGAUGCCCGACCCUGUCCUGCUGCGCAAAGCAUUCCAGUGUGUGUGUCAUGGAGGGUGGAGCGGCCAGGCCUGUGAGCAGAGACACACACCUGCCACUAAGUGAAGUGCAGUGUGCUUACAGAGACAGACCACACCUUACACCUCUACAUGUUUCACAUGAGGGUGUGUGCGUAAGGAUUCUUUAACAUUAAACACUUCUGGAAAUAGAUCUGGACAUGAGAUGACUUGGGAUGUAGAGAUGAUUUAGAAAAAAACGCAUCUCUGCCUCAUUUCAUUCUACUUGGCAGUAUUCACUGGAUUAGCACAGAGCACACACACACACACACACACACACACACACACACACACACACACACACACACACACACACACACACAGGCAGUAUUCACUGAAUAAGCACAAAGCAAUACAAAUAGACCAUGCCGGGGACCAAUAAAAAAGUGAUGCUUUAUAACAUUUACAAACAUGAAAUAGUUCACAUUCGUCCUUAAAGGUAUUACCUAACUCAGAAAAGUAUUAGAGAUUUAACAUUGUGAACUGGCCAAUUCUCUGAGAGGCCAUUCAGACCUAAAAUCGGUUGGUGCGUUGUGAGAUGCUUUGCUGUGAUGUAAUAACCACUAGGCUUAAAAUGUAGCAAUGCUUGUCAUGUCGGUAGGGAACUGGAGGUGAGAAAAGUCUAUGUAGAAAUAUGUUAAGAGUAUGUGGACACUCUUUUCACACUAAAAUGUGAACAGUGAAAACAUUUUCCAAUAUUCCUAUUCUAUGCAUUCCUAUUCUAUCUGCUAUUUGUAUUAGGUAUUUUAAAUACUUUUAUUUACAUUUUAGAUGACAUGGAAAGUGUAUAGCUUGAAACAAAGUAAUAUUGGAGAAACACUGACUUAACAUAAUGUCUUGAGUUGUAUCAGUCUAACUACUGACUAACCUACAUACUGCAACAUUAAUCCUCAGGUGAUGGUAAAUACUUGCUUUGUAUGCUAACAAAGUAUUUUCAUAGUUGUCUGAAAACCUAACCUUACCUAAUAAAGAAAUGUCUCAU
Messenger RNA from Clupea harengus (Atlantic herring), 2370 nucleotides. It is a transcript of the gene hyal3, whose product is annotated as hyaluronidase 3. The record is from RefSeq and is a predicted model, not a curated record. Gene Ontology annotation, molecular function: hyalurononglucosaminidase activity. Lineage: Eukaryota; Metazoa; Chordata; Actinopteri; Clupeiformes; Clupeidae. Gene Ontology annotation, cellular component: acrosomal vesicle. Gene Ontology annotation, biological process: hyaluronan catabolic process; carbohydrate metabolic process.